GGAGCGGCGACGUGGGGUGCGCAUCGCUGCGCUCCCUCCUCCGGUCGCGGCCUUUUUUUUCCUCUCUUCCUUUCCUCUUUCCUUCCGCUCUCUUCCCGGCCUCGGCAGCGAAGCGUGAUGGGGGCGGCCGUCUUUUGCCCCCCCUUCGCCGGCCCCGCCGCCUUCCCCAGCCGCUGACAGGGCCGGCGGCCCCCCGCGGCCUUCGGACGCCCCCAGAAGACUCCAGCAAGAAGGUAAACUUGGAAGGAUUCUGACCCCUUCACUUUUAAUUUCUCAAUCGCACUACAAGCAACCAGAAUGUCGGGGGCUUCCGUGAAGGUGGCUGUUCGGGUCCGGCCCUUCAACUCCCGAGAAACCAGCAAAGAAUCCAAAUGUAUCAUCCAGAUGCAAGGCAAUUCAACCAGUAUUAUCAACCCAAAGAAUCCUAAGGAAGCGCCAAAGUCCUUCAGCUUUGACUACUCCUAUUGGUCCCACACAUCGCCUGAAGAUCCCUGUUUUGCAUCACAGAGCCGUGUGUACAAUGAUAUUGGAAAGGAGAUGUUGCUGCAUGCCUUUGAGGGCUACAAUGUGUGCAUUUUUGCCUAUGGACAAACCGGAGCUGGGAAAUCCUACACGAUGAUGGGCAAGCAGGAGGAGAGCCAAGCAGGGAUAAUCCCCCAGCUAUGUGAAGAACUGUUUGAGAAAAUCAAUGACAACAGCAAUGAAGAAAUGUCAUACUCUGUAGAGGUGAGUUACAUGGAGAUCUACUGUGAAAGAGUCCGGGACUUGUUGAACCCGAAGAACAAAGGGAAUUUGCGGGUGCGAGAACAUCCUCUGCUUGGACCUUAUGUGGAAGAUCUGUCCAAGUUAGCAGUCACGUCUUACACAGACAUUGCAGACCUCAUGGAUGCUGGAAACAAAGCCAGGACUGUGGCAGCUACCAACAUGAAUGAAACUAGUAGCCGCUCUCAUGCCGUGUUUACAAUUGUCUUUACUCAGAAGAAACAUGAUGCAGAAACUGAUCUUUCCACAGAGAAGGUCAGCAAGAUUAGCCUUGUGGAUCUAGCUGGGAGUGAGCGAGCUGAUUCAACUGGUGCCAAAGGAACCCGAUUAAAGGAAGGAGCAAAUAUAAACAAGUCUCUCACAACUCUGGGCAAAGUUAUUUCAGCAUUGGCAGAGGUGGAUAACUGCACCAGCAAGACUAAGAAGAAGAAGAAAACAGACUUCAUACCAUACAGAGAUUCUGUACUAACAUGGCUUCUUCGAGAAAAUCUAGGUGGUAACUCCCGAACUGCUAUGGUUGCUGCUUUGAGUCCAGCGGAUAUCAACUACGAUGAAACUUUGAGCACUUUAAGGUAUGCUGAUCGUGCAAAACAGAUUAAAUGUAAUGCUGUUAUCAAUGAAGAUCCCAAUGCCAAGCUGGUGCGUGAGCUGAAGGAGGAGGUGACAAGGCUUAAGGAUCUGCUGCGAGCCCAGGGACUGGGAGAUAUUAUUGACAUUGAUCCAAUGGGAGAUGAAUACUCUGGAAGUGGAGGCAAAUAUCUGAAAGAUUUUCAGAACAAUAAACAUAGAUACUUGCUAGCCUCCGAGAAUCAACGUCCUGGCAAUUUUUCCACAGCCUCCAUGGGUUCCCUCACUGCAUCUCCAUCCUCCUGCUCUCUCAGUAGUCAGGUGGGCUUAACAUCUGUGUCCAGUAUACAGGAAAGAAUCAUGUCAACACCUGGAGGAGAAGAAGCAAUUGAACGGUUGAAGGAAUCUGAGAAGAUCAUUGCAGAGCUGAAUGAAACAUGGGAAGAGAAGCUGAGGAAAACAGAGGCCAUUAGGAUGGAAAGGGAGGCAUUGUUGGCAGAAAUGGGAGUUGCCAUUCGUGAAGAUGGAGGAACGCUGGGAGUCUUCUCACCUAAAAAGACUCCUCAUCUUGUAAACCUUAAUGAAGAUCCACUCAUGUCUGAAUGUCUGCUCUACUACAUCAAAGAUGGUAUUACUAGGGUUGGCCAAGCUGAUGCUGAGCGAAGGCAGGAUAUUGUAUUGAGUGGGGCUCAUAUCAAAGAAGAGCACUGUAUCUUCCGGAGCGAGAGGAACAACAAUGGUGAAGUUAUUGUUACUCUGGAGCCUUGCGAACGAUCAGAAACCUAUGUUAAUGGCAAGAGGGUUGUGCAGCCUGUGCAGUUGCGCUCAGGAAAUCGUAUCAUCAUGGGUAAGAACCAUGUCUUCCGAUUCAACCAUCCAGAGCAAGCACGAGCAGAAAGAGAGAAAACUCCAUCAGCUGAGACUCCCUCUGAGCCAGUUGACUGGACUUUUGCUCAGAGGGAGCUUCUGGAGAAGCAGGGAAUUGACAUGAAGCAGGAAAUGGAGAAAAGAUUACAAGAAAUGGAGAUUUUGUAUAAGAAGGAAAAAGAGGAAGCAGAUCUCUUGUUGGAGCAGCAAAGGCUGGACUAUGAGAGUAAGCUGCAAGCCUUACAGAAGCAGGUAGAGACACGAUCCUUGGCAGCUGAAACAACAGAGGAGGAGGAAGAGGAGGAAGAAGUGCCCUGGACACGACAUGAGUAUGAACUCGCGCAGUGGGCUUUCAGGAAAUGGAAGUUUCACCAGUUCACUUCACUGAGGGACCUACUCUGGGGAAAUGCGGUGUAUCUGAAAGAAGCCAAUGCUAUCAGUGUAGAGUUAAAGAAAAAGGUGCAAUUUCAGUUUGUCCUGCUGACAGACACCCUCUACUCACCGCUGCCACCAGAGCUUUUGCCCACUGAGGCGGAGAAGACCCGGGACAACAGGCCUUUUCCCCGCACAGUGGUAGCUGUGGAAGUCCAGGAUCUGAAGAAUGGAGCAACACAUUACUGGUCCUUAGAAAAACUCAAGCAGAGGUUGGACCUGAUGCGGGAGAUGUAUGACAGAGCUGGGGAAAUGGCAUCUAGUACGCAGGAUGAAAGUGAAAGCACAAUGACAGGCAGUGACCCCUUUUAUGAUCGCUUUCAUUGGUUCAAGCUGGUUGGAAGCUCCCCCAUUUUCCAUGGCUGCGUGAAUGAGCGUCUUGCUGAUCGCACGCCCUCCCCCACUUUCUCCACGGCUGACUCUGACAUCACCGAACUGGCUGAUGAACAGCAGGAUGAGAUGGAGGACUUUGAUGAUGAGGCCUUUGUGGAUGACACUGGCUCCGACGCUGGAACCGAGGAGGGAUCAGACCUCUUCAAUGAUGGGCACGACCCGUUUUACGACCGAUCCCCUUGGUUCAUUUUAGUGGGAAGAGCAUUUGUAUACCUGAGCAAUCUGCUGUACCCAGUGCCUCUUAUUCACCGAGUAGCUGUUGUUAGCGAGAAGGGAGAAGUGCGAGGAUUUCUGCGAGUAGCAGUGCAAGCUAUAGCAGCUGAUGAAGAAGCUCCAGAUUAUGGAUCUGGUAUUCGACAGUCUGGCACAGCUAAAAUUUCAUUUGACAAUGAAUAUUUUGACAAGACUGAUUUUUCUUCGGUUGCGAUGACUCGUUCUGGACUGUCAUUGGAAGAAUUAAGAAUUGUGGAAGGGCAGGGACAGAAUUCAGAGGUUAUCACUCCUCCAGAGGAGAUCAACAGAAUGAAUGAGCUAGACCUGAAGUCAGGCACUUUACUGGAUGGAAAGAUGACCAUGGAAGGAUUCACUGAAGAAAUUGGUAAUCACUUGAAACUGGGUAGCGUGUUUACCUUCCGUGUGACAGUGCUACAAGCCAGCGGCAUCCUUCCUGAAUACGCAGAUAUUUUCUGCCAGUUCAACUUUUUGCAUCGGCACGAUGAAGCUUUCUCAACUGAACCUCUCAAAAACAAUGGUCGUGGGACUCCCCUUGGGUUUUACCAUGUUCAGAAUAUUGCUGUGGAAGUGACAGAAUCAUUUGUGGAGUACAUCAAAACGAAGCCUAUCGUAUUUGAAGUCUUUGGGCACUAUCAGCAGCACCCUCUCCAUCUUCAAGGACAGGACCUCAAUAGCCCUCCACAACCUUCCCGAAGAUUCUUUCCUCCCCCUAUGCCACUCUCAAAGCCAGUGCCAGCUACGAAGCUAAAUACUAUGAGCAAACCCAGCUUGGGCCAGAGUGUGAGCAAAUAUGACCUUCUUGUCUGGUUUGAGAUCAGUGAAUUGGAGCCAACGGGGGAGUAUAUUCCUGCUAUUGUGGACCACACUGGAGGCCUGCCUUGUCAGGGGACAUUCCUGCUUCACCAGGGAAUCCAGCGUAGAAUCACAGUCACCAUUAUCCAUGAGAAGGGCAAUGAGUUGCACUGGAAAGAUGUACGAGAGCUGGUUGUUGGACGUAUAAGAAACAAAGCCGAGGUAGAUGAAGCAGCUGUGGAUGCUAUUCUGUCUCUGAAUAUUAUCUCUGCAAAAUACCUGAAGUCGUCUCACAGCUCCAGUAGGACUUUCUAUCGUUUUGAAGCAGUUUGGGAUAGCUCCUUGCAUAAUUCCCUUCUCCUCAAUCGAGUGACGCCAUAUGGAGAGAAGAUAUAUAUGACCCUUUCUGCUUACCUGGAGCUUGAUCAUUGCAUUCAGCCUGCUGUUAUAACAAAGGAUGUUUGCAUGGUCUUUUACUCACGAGAUGCCAAGAUCUCCCCGCCACGAUCGCUGCGCAAUCUGUUUGGCAGUGGCUACUCCAAAUCUCCAGAUUCCAAUCGAGUAACUGGGAUCUAUGAACUAAGUUUAUGCAAAAUGGCAGACACAGGAAGUCCAGGAAUGCAGAGGAGGAGGAGGAAAGUCCUAGAUACAUCUGUGGCAUAUGUGCGUGGAGAAGAGAACCUGGCAGGUUGGAGGCCCCGCGGUGACAGUCUCAUUCUAGAGCAUCAGUGGGAAUUGGAGAAACUGGAACUGCUGCAUGAGGUGGAAAAAACACGGCACUUCCUACUGCUUCGUGAGAAGCUCGGUGACAGCAUCCCCAAGUCUCUGAGUGACUCGUUGUCUCCCAGUCUGAGCAGUGGAACCCUCAGCACCUCCACUAGCAUUUCCUCCCAGAUUUCAACCACAACAUUUGAGAGUGCUGUGACGCCCAGUGAGAGCAGUGGCUAUGACUCCACAGAUAUUGAGAGCCUGGUGGAUCGGGAGAAAGAGCUGGCCACCAAGUGUCUGCAGCUUCUUACUCACACUUUCAAUCGGGAAUUUAACCAGGUGUACAACAGCAUCAGUGAUUGUAAGUUGUCUGAUAUUUCUCCCAUUGGGCGGGACCCAUCAGUGUCAAGCUUCAGCAGUGCUACCCUCACACCUUCAUCUACCUGUCCUUCGCUGGUGGAUUCAAGAUGCAAUUCAAUUGAUCAGAAGACUCCAGAAGCAAAUUCUCGUGCCUCCAGUCCCUGUCAUGAGAUGGAACAGUUCCAGAUAAUUCCUGCAGUAGAAAGUUCCUAUCUUGCCAGAGCUGGAAAGAAUGAAUUCCUAAAUCUUGUUCCUGAUAUUGAGGAAAUCAGACCAGGCUCUGUGGUCUCAAAGAAAGGAUACCUCCACUUCAAGGAACCACUCUCCAGCUCUUGGGCCAAGCACUUUGUGGUGGUCCGCCGUCCCUAUGUUUUUAUUUACAACAGUGACAAAGAUCCUGUGGAAAGAGGGAUCAUAAACUUAUCCACAGCUCAGGUGGAAUACAGUGAGGAUCAGCAGGCAAUGGUAAAGACACCCAACACCUUUGGUGUGUGCACAAAGCAUCGUGGGGUCCUGCUCCAGGCCAUCAACGACAAAGACAUGAAUGACUGGUUAUACGCCUUCAACCCACUUCUCGCUGGCACGAUAAGGUCAAAACUGGCUCGAAGACGCACGGGCCAACUGAAGUACUGAGUCCAUGUAAUGUUCUCAUCUGUUCUCCCUAACUCGCCUUCUGAUAGAUAAAGUGUUACCUCUCAUUUUCUCUUUGUGAUUCUUGACAGUUUCUCUUGUAUGUAAUCCUGUGGCUUAACAUCCCCUACCUUCCCAACUCCAUCACAUUUUCUAGAUAUUCUAACACUACCUUGUUUCUUUUCACUUGUGCAGAGAAUCCUACUGGUAGCAUGUGGCCAAACAAAAAGGGAAAAGGAAAAAAAAAAGUGAUUAUGCACGACUCUAAAAAAGAAAAAAAAUCUUAUAACAAUUGUUUUCCCAUUCCAACUGACCUUUUGGUGUCUGUCCCACUGUCCAUUGUUGUCUGUCCAGAGCGCUGCAGGUUUUUCAUUCAGUUUGUGACUUGGCAAUAGUCAUCGGUUCCCUCAGGGCAAAGUGCUAAUGCCAGGGCAAGAUUAUCCCUUCUAUGUAGACAAUACCCGACCAGGAACUGCAAUAGCUCCUCAGGCUUUCUGGAUCCAGCCUCCGAUUUAAACUCUGUUGAAAGCUGAUGUUGGAUAAAUCUAUCUGGGCAGACUGGAUUUUGGACUUGGUGCAAGUUUUUGAGUUCCCCAGAUCCAACAGACUAAGACAUAAACCAGAAAGGUAGGGAACAAAUCAAGAGGGGCUGGCUGCAAUGAUCUACCUUUAAACUUUUGCAGUGGGGGUGCAGGUGAGCAUUGCUUGGCUCUAACUCUUCCCCUGAGACAUCAACAGUACUUGUCUGUGAGCUGAGCAGACAGAACUGGAGGAAAAAUAAAAUAAAAUAAAAUAAAACUGAAAUAUUAGAUACAUUGUCUAAAAUUUUAGGUGCUCAGCCUCAGAUUUGACACAGGUGGAGAGUGUUGAAGGUGAGGAACAAAGUGUGGUCAUUCCCUGGAGCGUUUUCAGGAGAUCACCACAGGAGGGCAAUAUCUCCCCUUUCUGCUUUUAGCUCUGACUUUGGGGUUACUGUAGCGGCAGUCCUCACCUCUCCUGGAAGAGAUUUCCACUUGUAAUUGGUUUGUGAGGAAACAGUUUUUUGGCAUUAUUCUGAAAUGCCUGCUUUAUGCAUGCACCCCCUACCUGUAAUAUUCAGCUGACAUCCUGUCUGUCCAUGGGGCAAGUACCCUCUGCCUACAAAAUGCUUUCUAGACCUUGCACUUGCAGUAUUCUUCAGGGAACAGCAGGACACUUUCACUUCCGUUUGGAAUAACUGUUGAAUGUCUCUUAAUCUACCUGCUGCAAUUCUCAUCAGCUAACCCCCCCCACGUACUUUUAAUUUCAGAAAUAAUCCUUCCUGCAGGACGGAUCAAGUAGAUUCUGGUCCUGGUCAGUGGGGUGUAACAUCUGGCUUCUUGGAGAUCAGCUGUGUGCUGGUAGUUCUUGACCUACAAUGGAAGUUCUCCUUGUGGGCAAAGCUUUGCUCCUUGCCGUAAGAAAGGAAGGCAAAAUGAGUUUCCUUCCUGAGAAGUGAGCUCAUCUUUCUUAGUUAGUUUUUCAGGGAGGCUGGGGGCUUUUCUUUGUUUUCUUUUACUGUGUUUCAGACUGCUACGCUGUACUUUCUUGACUUACCUUGGGCACUGAUAGGGCUAGCUGUGAUCCUGGGGGAACGUGCAGGAAUUUCAUCCUGAGGUUCCUGUCUCUUGGGGAGAGAUAAAAGGGUUUUGUUCCACCAUUACAGUAGGCACAUCUAGGGGAAAAAAUAGUUUUGUGACUCCAGCUCAGGAAGGUCAUUUUGAUUCAGGUCACUCAUCAGCAGGUCUCGCUAUGCCUUGGAAGUUCUGUGGCCAAAAGUAAAUGUGGGACUGUCAUCAGCUCAGCACUUUUUUUUUUAGCUUUAUGAGUUUUUCAUUUGAUAAAGUGCAAUGCAUAAUGGGACCUCCUAAAAGGAUGGUUGGAAAAAGGAGCAGGGAGAUGGAGUCUGACACUUGCUAGGACAUAUCCUUAUGUAUUUCAAGAUAGUACUCAAGCUAAAUCAUGUGCUCAUCUUGUCUCCUAUGGACCUCAGAUUUAUUUCAGAACUGGAACCCAGAGUGAGUGUAUGUCCUGGGGACCCAGGAGCAUCAUAGUUGUUUUUUUCCUUCUGUUUUUGUCUUGUUUAAUGGUAUGUGACUCUUAAUACAGUGAUGAUAGUUCUUUGUUAUGCAAUGGGCGCUAUGCACUCCCAGUGUGUGGAUAAGUAAGACCACUAGAGCUGGGAGUGGGCUCCCCAGGCUGGAGCUAAGCCGAUCUCAAGAUGUAUUAAGAAUGAAUUAGGUUAAUUUUAAGCACUAAAUUGUUGCUGCCACCACCACCACUGUAUACGAUAAAAGUGGAACCAGUCUGAGGAGGGCGAGCAAUUUAAGUGGUGGUAUUAUGUAACGCACUGAGAGAUAAAAAUUUUAAUUUUUAUCUUUUUUUUUUACUAGAAGAAAGCUAGUUUGCUAAGUCUUUGCUUUGGAUAAACCAGAAAAUGAACCAUGGAGAAAUAAGCAUUAGAUAGAAACACGAUUAAGGGAUCUUCCUUUGAAAACAGGAAGAGACGGAUGCUUAUUUUAUACAGAGCUGGACUUGGUACAGCUGUGUUGCAUAAGUGUCUUAUAUCUAAAGACUCCAAGCAGCUUCUGAUGGCUUGAUGUCUGUAUGGAUAACAGGUCAUCAGAAGAACAAGAUGCUAUUUUUAAACAUCGGUAUCUCUUAAAGCUGCAUAAUCUAUGACAAAAUCAAUUUUCACGUGAAGUUCAAGUGGGCAUUACUAUUACUGUGUCUGACAUAAAGGCACAUGGUUUUUCAGUAUGUACUGAGACAAUGGUUUCCCUACUUAAAACUGGGUGACUGAAAUCCAAAUUUUCUUCUAGAGGAUAACAAAGCCAAAAAAAAAAUACAUGGAUUUCCAUUCACUUCAAAGCUUUUUUUAUUUAGCCUGACAAGUUAAAUUUGUUUGUUUAGAAGGGAAAAUAUGCUAAGCUGCCUUCUUGUUGACAUGAAAGAACCCUCUCUUGGUUAUGCUUAUGAUGUCCUGGAGUCAGACAGCUCUCGGGACCAGCCACUAGAGGCAAAGCAUCGUGCUGUGGGCCUGCCAGCCCAUUGAGCAUAAACACUCAUAGCAAACCUGAUAGGCAUUUCUUAGAGAGAGUUGAGAGUGAAGCUGUGCCAGUUUGGGUUUUUCUAUGUUCAUCAGUGAAUGGGAGAAGAAAAUUAUCUUUCGGUCCAAUGAAAACCCUGUGAUGUUUGAUGGAGCUUCCUGGAUAUUUUUAAAACUAAACUAAACCUCCUAUACUGUAUUUUAGAAAUGCACUUUAAGUACUUUUUAAAAGAAGAUUCCUAUAUUGUGGGAUGCAGAAGGGAAGGUAAUAUUAUUUCCAAAGCACUGAGAUGUUUUUUUUCUUGCCAGUGUGUAAUAGUCCUUAUUACUGAUUAGCAAGGUAUUUCAAAGCAAAGACUUUACCUUUUGCUGCUUGUUAUCUAAUUUACAGGGAUUUAAUUUUAUGUAAUGUAUUGUAUAUUUAUACAUCUGUAAUUAAUUGCACCUUAGAUAAGAAAGAGGAUUAGCUUUGGAAUAACACCCCUUGGUACUCUCCCAUCAACUAAUACUGCCUCUGCAUCUUUCUGGUACACUUACACAGCCUCAGUUUGUGUUAGUUUAUACUGUGGUGGUGUUUUUGUUGAACAUGCAGUUGUUAACCUGCUGCUCGAAGGAAGGAUACUAAUGCUGCUCUGGAACGGUUUGCUGAAUGUACUUCAAAAUGGGUCUCCAACGUGCGCGUUGCAUCUCUCCAUUGUGGUUAAUAACCCCAAUGUGUGGUCUGAACUAUACUGUAUGUAGCAGGAAUGUAUUAAUUUUGUGCUUCCUUGUUUAAAAACAUCAGGCGUUCAAGAACAGGACUGAGAUUUUUUUGUUCAGAAGGCCAUUUAUGCGUUCUAAGUAUUUGAAAUCUAAACUAGUCCAACACUAACCAGAUGGUUGUGUCCAAUGUCAAUUGGAACAGUUUUUAAAUUAACAGGAGCAGACGUGUAUUCAGAAAACUGAGGGUGUGGAGGUCAAAACUCUUGAAUUCUUAAUGUUGCCAAGUUAUGGCCUGAUCCUGAGCAGUACUGAGCUACCUCUUGCUCAUGCUGAAUCCAAGGAGUAGAAGCAGAGGGAGUCCUGGACGAUCAGCGCUUCCCAGGAUCAGUUCUUAAUUUUCCACUCUGCUUGUUCAUACUUCACGUGCAGUUGAUUAACGUUCUUGACUUUGGACAUUAGACAUGCUGUUGCACUGAAACACAUCCUUUUUCUUCUUGCAGUUCCCAUUUCCCUGUUUAACCUCUCUGUACACAAGGUAUACAAGGUAUACACUGUAUAAGUGGCCUUCUUGAACAAAUGUCUUUGCAAACUGAUUUCAUCCCAGCGAAGGAGUGCAUCAGCAACACUGUACAUUAAUUUCAGAUUUUCAUUUUCAUAUUUUAUUUUGUAAAUAUCUGAUGUUUGGAGCUUGAGUAUACAAAAUGUAAAUAUAGUUCAUGUAUUUGUACUAAUUCUGAUCCAUUUGCUGUAUAGCCUUAGGUGUGCAAUGCAGAUAUUAUCUAACUGUGUAUGGUAACCUUGCACCACUGAGCUGUUAGUGAACGAGGUGAAACAAUAAAGGUACAACCAAGUGCA
This is a messenger RNA of Oxyura jamaicensis (ruddy duck), 10369 nucleotides long. It is a transcript of the gene KIF1B, whose product is annotated as kinesin family member 1B. Lineage: Eukaryota; Metazoa; Chordata; Aves; Anseriformes; Anatidae. The record is from RefSeq and is a predicted model, not a curated record. Gene Ontology annotation, molecular function: microtubule binding; ATP binding; microtubule motor activity. Gene Ontology annotation, biological process: microtubule-based movement. The transcript is spliced from 49 exons. Bases 298 to 5748 code for a protein of 1816 amino acids.